AUGCUCCUUCUGACAACGGUAGCCGCCGUUUCCUUCCUUUUCGGCUCCGCGGAAGCCGUCACCGGAUUGGACGGCGUCUCUGUGGAGCACGACGGCGAAAUGUGCAGCAGGAUGUGCGUGGCGAACUAUUCGGAUGCGGUUGUGAGUGGGCGGAAAGGGGGAUCCUGUAGUUGGCGAGGGAUUUCAGGAGGAAUGCGAGUUCGGAUGCCAGCACCGGACGGGCAUUCGCGAGAGAAUCAAUCCGUUCAACACGUGCUUCAAUGCCUGCGAAGACCGUUUCAAACAGAACAUUCUGGAGAGAGCCAACGAGACGGAGUGGCUGAACAGAGCCUGGGAUGUCUGUCUUCACGCCUGCCAACUGCCUUAUAAAACUAAGAUUCGGGUUGGAUAAUAAUACGAAUGAUAUCAUCCAUUUCUUGUUUAAGUGGAACGUCUACAUUGAUUUCCGUUCGGGAGAGCCCAUUUGGAACUUCGAGAGAAUGAUGUCCGAUGGGCAAAAUAUUCACAAUAUCGGAAUGGAGUACGAUGAUCUCAUAAACACUGUCGCUCUUCAGGAAAACAUCGUCUUCACGGAUCCGAAUGUUAAAAGCUAGUCAGUUCACAGACAGAGUCACUCAGAUAAUGUGACCUCUUUCAGUUCGAACCCAUUCUCUUUCUUGAGAAUCCACCAGGCUGACAAUCGGAUGCUCCAUAACAUCAUGAUGACCAUGCUUAAGAAUGUCCGACAAGAGAUGUCCCAGCUGGCUCCGCACCGCUUUGACGGCUUCUCGAGCAUCGACUACAUCGGACCGCGCAUUGUGGAACACGGCCCCAACGGUCCGACCGUCACUGAUAUCGCCGAACUUCAGUACCGUCCGAAGGAAGUCGUCAUUUGUGAGUAUCCACUUUUUACGCUCAAAAUCCGAAGACUCUUUUUCCAGACAACCCGCAUGCCCGUCGGGACGAGAGAGUCAUCAUCGUCUAUUUUUUGCUGUUCGCCUUCCUCUGCACAAUGGUCUUCGCUCUCCUGCAUCUCAGAAGAUACCACGACGCCGUCCAGGUGAGCACAGCCAUUUUCCUACUCGACGCUUCUAUUUUCGCUCAGAGAUUCCAUCUCCACCGUGCUGCACUCGCUCGCCAACGUCUCACUGAUGAUGACUUGGAAAGCGGCCAAUGGGCGAAGAAGAUUCCGCCUGGAACUGCUCCGCCGAGCUACUCUUCUCCAGAGAAAUAA
Molecule: messenger RNA, 1213 nt
Organism: Caenorhabditis sp. 36 PRJEB53466
Lineage: Eukaryota; Metazoa; Nematoda; Chromadorea; Rhabditida; Rhabditidae
Source: the annotation of a GenBank genome assembly